AUGCCCAACAACCCGCGCAACGCGGACCAGGAGUACCUCCAAGGACCCCGGAUCCCGGGCGCACUCCGCUUCAACCUCGACAAGGUCGCGGAGCAUGAUCCGGCCAAGAACCCCUUGGGGCUGACGCAUAUGCUCCCCUCGGCCGAGACUUUUAGGGAGGCUGUUGAGACCCUCGGCAUCACGCCCGACACGCACGUCGUCGUGUACGACACGGUGGGCGUGUUCUCCGCCCCGCGUGGCGUGUUCACGUUCAAGGCCCUUGGCCACGACAAGGUGUCCGCGCUGAACGGCGGUCUCCCCCGCUGGAUUGAGGAGGGCUACGACGUCGACGAGGAGGAGCUGAGCAAGGACCCCGUCGCCGCGAAGCGUUCUUCCUACCCCGUCCCGAAGAGGCACGACGACUACGUCAGGUCGUACGAGCAGAUGGUGGACAACUCGACCGCAGACCCGGCGCUGGCCGACGUAGUCCUCGACGCUCGCGCAAUCCCGCGCUACGCGGGCGAGGCGCCCGAGCCGCGUCCAGGCCUCCCCAGCGGGCACAUCCCGAACUCGCUGCCCUUGCCGUUCAACGACCUGCUGACCGAGCCCUCGGAGACAGAGCCGUACACGCGCUACCGGUCGCCGCAGGAGCUGAGCCAGAUCAUCAUCGACGGCGUCGGCGGCAAGACGGUGUGGGACGAGAUUGCGCUCGACGGGCGCGGGCUCGUCUUCUCGUGCGGCAGCGGCAUGACGGCGUGCGUUGGCUGGCUGGCCGCGCGCGCCGUGGCUGAGGGCGAGAACCAGAUGCUCGCCCAUGAGGCAGUGUAUGACGAGAGCUGGAGCGGGUACGCGCAGCGCAAGGAGUCAAAGAUUGAGAAGGGACAUGGAAACAAGGACGCCGUCAGGAAGCAGAAGUAA
This is a messenger RNA of Trichosporon asahii var. asahii CBS 2479, 897 nucleotides long. Its product is annotated as thiosulfate sulfurtransferase. The coding region runs from base 1 to 897 and encodes 298 amino acids. Gene Ontology annotation, molecular function: thiosulfate-cyanide sulfurtransferase activity. Gene Ontology annotation, biological process: transsulfuration. The transcript is spliced from 4 exons. Gene Ontology annotation, cellular component: mitochondrion. The record is from RefSeq and is a predicted model, not a curated record. Lineage: Eukaryota; Fungi; Basidiomycota; Tremellomycetes; Trichosporonales; Trichosporonaceae.